AUCAAACUUCAGAAGAAAAUUUUUAAGUAAUAAACACUUCGUGUGCCUGCUUACUUGUACAAUAUUUAAAAUUGUAGAUGACUAGCGUAAAAGUAAAUAAAGGGGAAUUGAAACUUUUUAAUCAGUUGAAGUGAAGGUAGUGGUCACGUCAGUUGAAAUUUAUUUUAGUAGUAAUUAACAAACGGAUGACCCAAUAAUAUACGUAUUUUGGGUAACAUAUACAUCUGGCCGGUUCGACAAUAUAGUACCUGUCUGAUAAGAAAAAUAUUUGAUUUAGCAAACUUUAAAAAACAAGAUAUACCAUCAUGACUACCUUGCUUCCUGGAAAUAUCGUCUAUGCCGGACCUAUUACUUGUACUGAAACUCAUGCAUACAAUUCUCUAGGACAUUAUAUUCUGGAGAAAUAUAAGAGUCAUGGUAGCCAAAUUGUAAUGAUUGACGCAGUAACCGGUCAAGAGUAUACUGCUAAAUAUAUGUAUGAUUCCGUUGUGCGCAUGGCUUAUGUAUUACAACAUUUAGGUAUCAAAGCAGGAGAUGUUGUAGGUUUAUCCAGCGAGAAUAAUGUACGUUUCGCUAUUACCAUGUACGCCUCAUUUGCCAUCAACGCUACGGUGGCUCCCCUAAACAUAACUUAUUCUGAACGCGAAGUUCAUCACGCAAUUAACUUGUCUAAGCCGAAAGUGAUAUUCGCUUCCAAGCUGACAGUAAAUGUUAUUGAAAAAGUAGCAAAAAAUAAUAGUUUCGUGAAAUCAAUUGUUGUACUUGACACUAAUAGUUCAAAUGACAAAAUUAUGAAUUUUGACGAUCUUAUGAAGAGUACAAAAAUUACAUCAAAAGACUAUUUUGAUACGACUCCAGCGAAUAAAAAAGAUGAUGUCGCACUGAUAGUUUGCUCCUCUGGCACCACCGGCUUGCCGAAAGGCGUGCAAUUAACACAAUACAACAUUCUUUCUACGCUGGAUUCGCAACUCGAACCAACAGCAAUUCCAAUGGGCGAGAUUACAUUACUCACAGUUAUACCUUGGUUUCACGCAUUUGGCUGCCUAACAUUAAUUACAACAACAGUUUUAGGAACCACCUUAGUGUAUUUACCUAAAUUUGAGGAACAUCUUUUCUUGGGAGCGAUUGAGAAAUAUCGCGUUUUGAUGGCAUUUAUGGUGCCGCCAUUAAUGGUGUUCUUGGCUAAACACCCACUUGUGGAUAAAUAUGAUUUGUCAUCAUUGAUGGUUUUGCUCUGCGGUGCAGCACCACUAAGCAAGGAGACUCAGGAUUUGAUUACAGAGAGGAUUGGCGUGCCCAUCAUCCGUCAAGGUUAUGGCUUAAGUGAGUCGACACUUAGCCUGUUGGUACAAAAUGAUGGGGCGUGCAAGCCGGGAAGUGUCGGCAGCAUUAAAUUGGGUAUUUACGGUAAAGUUAUUGACACGGAAACUGGUAGAGCUCUUGGUCCUAAUCAACGAGGCGAAUUGUGCUUCAAAGGCGAUUGUAUCAUGAAAGGUUACAUAGGGGAUACCAAAUCUACGCAAUCUAUGAUAAUUGACGGAUGGCUGCAUACCGGAGAUAUUGGUUAUUUUGAUGACGAUUUCGAAUUUUUCAUAGUGGAUCGAAUUAAGGAACUCAUUAAAUAUAAAGGUUUCCAAGUGCCUCCAGCAGAAAUUGAAGCUCUAUUGUUGACAAAUAAAAAAAUUAAAGAUGCGGCAGUCAUUGGAAAGCCGGACGAAGAGUCUGGAGAAUUACCGUUGGCAUUUGUUGUUAAACAACCGAAUACUGAGCUCAGCGAAGAUGAAGUUAUUAAAUUUGUAGCUGAGCACGCUUCGCCAGCGAAACGCUUGCGUGGUGGUGUAAUUUUCGUCAACGAUAUUCCAAAAAACCCGAGUGGUAAAAUUUUACGUCGCGAGUUAAGAGAAAUGCUGAAAAAUCGUCGAUCAAAAUUAUAAAAUUUCGGCUUUGUUUAUUGAUAUAUGUACGCAGAAAUACAAAAACUUGCAUUUAAUUAAUUUAUAAGAUUUAAGGUAUGGGGAAGCAGCCUUUUUGGAAGGGUUGAGAAAAGGAAACAAAUAUUUUCAACUAUGCAUAUGGUUAAUUCGUUUUUUGGUUAUGGGGUGAAGUUUAAUUGUAAAAUUCUAUACUAAAAACGAAUAGUUAUGUGAAAAUUUUAAUAUUUAUUAAAAAUAUAUAACAGGACAAAAAAGGAA
Molecule: messenger RNA, 2192 nt
Organism: Bactrocera dorsalis (oriental fruit fly)
Lineage: Eukaryota; Metazoa; Arthropoda; Insecta; Diptera; Tephritidae
Exons: 6
Coding region: 306-1934 (542 amino acids)
Biological process (GO): long-chain fatty acid metabolic process; fatty-acyl-CoA biosynthetic process
Molecular function (GO): long-chain fatty acid-CoA ligase activity
Source: RefSeq, a predicted model, not a curated record